Molecule: messenger RNA, 335 nt
Organism: Rotaria sp. Silwood1
Lineage: Eukaryota; Metazoa; Rotifera; Eurotatoria; Philodinida; Philodinidae
Source: the annotation of a GenBank genome assembly
GAUUUUCAUCCAUCUCUUUAUUUGUUUCUUGAACGACUUGAUGAAAUAUAUCCUAAUGUUUCUCAUAUUAAAGUUUAUACAGAAUGUUAUAGAGAUGCUGAUCAGUCUGACUUGGCAGUGUCAUUAAGAAUACCAUUCGAAAUAGGUCAACGUAAAGUGAUCGAUAUUCAACUUCAAAAUGUAACAAGACUUGAUUUGGGAUUUUGUCAAAAUCCUAUGAUUAGUAUGUCUCAAUUUUUUACUUCGAUCAAUUUUAUCGAAUACUCAAAUAUUAAGUAUUUGGCAUAUACUUAUUCAAAAUAUGAUUAUGAAAGCCAUAUAGAUGAGUUUUAAUA